UUCGUCAGAAUGUCGUCGGUAUAAUGCGACGAAUUACCGAGGACAUUUCCAGACUUUAAUGAAACUCUUUGUCGUCGCUAUCUCGUCGGUAUUUUGCGAUGGAUUUCCGACGGACCAAUAGAAAAAAAAAAAAAAACUAAUCCGAAUCUUCUGAAUCGGUCAGAAUUCCGUCCAAAUUGUCCGACGCCUGUGACGUCCGUCGGAAUCUCCGUCGGAAUUCGGCGUGUUUUCUCGUAGUGAUCAUGUAUUGUCUCAAGAGAUGCCAUUCAUUUACAUCAGUCUUUUUGCCUACCUGUCUAGCUCUUGCCACCAUUCUAUAACCUUUUUCCGUAUACUCAAAAUGUAUGCGUGUGUGUAUAGUCCAUAAUCAUCUUAUUUGUGAAUUUAGGUAAUUAGAGUCUAAUAUUCUUACAUUUACCAUUACUUCUCACAGUUAGAAAUAUAUUACCAUAUGAUAUACACGUAUGCAUUUGUUUAUGUAUAACCUUCGUUUUGAAGGAGACGGAAAUGACAUUUUUGAUUGAGAAUGUGAUAUUGCAAGUGUGAAGCAGCAUUAUUGUUACUCACGAGGAAAAGUGCAGGUAAAGGGAUAAUUUCUAAAAUCCUAAUUUAAGAAAAUAAUGAUGUCUAAUUGUGUAUUUUGCAUCUAAUCAAAUCUACACAUUUGAAUAUAUAUUGGCUCUUCUUGUUUUCACUUUAUAUUUCUUAAUUUGUUAUUUCCCUAAAUAUCCACUUUAUUCUCACUCAUUUUUCAUCAUGGCCAACACACAAUCCACCUAUAGGCUAAAGUUACACCUAUACAGAUAUGUACGUACACGAUAAACAUUAUAUAGAAAGUAUUCUAAGUAACUCUAAGCAUCUCAUUUAUAAGUUAUAACUACUUGUUUCUUACCUUCACCAAAUUACUCUCGCACUAGAUAUACACUGACGUUUUUGAAGACGCCUUGUCACAUGCACCAACCAAUAAAAAUAUACUAUUUUCAGUUUGGAAUCAGAUAUUUGAGUUUCGCUUAAGCCUCCAGCUAAUCUCAGAUGUGAUCAAGUUUUCGUAAGAAAUAACUCGCAAACCUAUCACAUAUAAAGCACUAGCACCAAAAUGUAAGGAACAUGCAUUGUUUUUUAUAUUCUGUGAUGCAUAUAUAUUUAUAAUGUUGAUAUAUGUAUAUUUAAAAGAAUAUGAAGGAUAUAUGGAAUAUAAGAUUGUAGGGUGAGGCGUACGAGAGAUUGAAAAGUGAGGAUAACAUGAUUUUGGAAGAGAAGAAAUGAAUGUUCAAGAAGUUUUUCCCAAGAAUUCACAAAUUGGUGUGGUGGGCACCUCUCAAGGGAAGAAACAAAAGUGUGUUAUGACUCCAUUACUAUCUUUCAUUAUUGUUCUUCUUCUUAUUAAAAUUUUAAUUUACUGGCAAUCAUUAUUAAUACUCAGUUUUGGUCAAAUCAAGACAAUAUAUAACACUCGAUGGCCAUCUCUCAGCUAGGUUAUAGAAAUAGAUUUUUUGCAUUACUCACUAUUCUUAUCAUCAGUUAUAAAUUGUAUGUCAGAUGUAUUCGUUCAGAAACUUAGUCUCAACUUGAACCAAAAUCCCUCCUAUCACUCUAUCAGUCAGUCAUAUAUAUAUUUCUUCCUCGCCUAAUGUUUAAACUGUUUGGAAAGUUAUUAGGUUAAGCGAAGAGCAUAUAUCUAUAAUAACAUGCUCGUAACUUGCAGUUUAUUUUGAUAAAACUUGUUGAUUAUCUUUGUUUAGUUGUUAGAUUUUUGUUCCGUCAUGAAUAGUGUACUAAACACAAUAAUAUAUAUAUAUAUAUAUGAUGUCAAAAAAAAAAAAAAAAAAAUAUAUAUAUAUAUAUAUAUAUGUUCGCACGCAAAUGUGUACAAUGUCUCUGUCAUGGACAAAGUCAGUUACCUGCAAUGCCAUAAUUGUUAAAUUCAAUCACGUGUAAACUUAAUUUGAAUCUAAUACAUAUUUCUUGGUCAAAACAUUAUAAUACGUAUUUCAGAAUCAUGAAUAAUAUGAAUUUUAUUUAGUAAAAUAACAAAAAAAUGAAGCGCUAACAAAAUAAGUAUACAUUCAAAAAUAAAAUAAUAAGUAUAAAAUGCAAAAUCGACAAAAUAAUACAUUUAUAUUAUAUAUAUAUAUGAUAUAUAUAUAUAUAUAUAUAUAUAUAUAUAUAUCUUUGAUUUAGUUAUCCAACUAAUUUACAUCUUUUACAUUAUUAAUAAAAUUUAAAUUAGUACUUGUAUAUAUACUUUAUUAAAAAUAAAAUAAUAAUUACAUAUAAAUGAUUAAGGAUAAUUAUUAUUUUAUUUUUAAAAAUUGUCAAAAAAAAAUUAUCUCAAAACUAAAUUUGAACUUUGCUACUGCGUUAAAAUAAUCAUAAAUCACCGAAUAUUAUUUUUGUCAUCAGUUGGAUUGACAAAUCCCAAUUCCUAUGUUUUGAUAUAGUUAAAUUCUGAUGAAAAAUAAUGGAGAAAUGGACAAUUAACCACUUAACUAAAUACACUUCUUCUUCACCAAAUAUUAGCUAAAACAUUAUAUAUUAAAUAUAAAUAUACAUACAUAAAGAUUUAUAAAAUACCUUGUAAAAAUUCUAUUGUCUCUAUAAAAAUACUGUAUUUUCCUAUAGGUGUAGGGAAAAAAUUAUUUACAUCUUUUAUUUUGGUUUUCACUGAAAAACUAUAAAGCAAGCAGGAAUUUUGAAUUAUAUAGUAUAACUAAUAUAAACUUAAUAAUAAGUAAUAUUUCAAAAAUUUUAAUCAUAAGCUAAAGGAAUUUAUAACCUAAACGAAUUUAAUUGUAUUUUAUUUUCUUAUCAUACAUGUACAAAGAUCGAAAUGUGAUACUUGCAACUAGUUGCCUUUCUUAUUUAGUUAUUUUCGUUAGCAACAUUUUUAUAUUAAAAAAAAAACUAAUAUUGACGAAUCUAUAGAAGUACAGUAUAAUACACCUGGAAAAAACGAAAUAUCCGUUUUCCAUUAGAAAGUAAAUAAAUGUAGAUGCGAUUCAAGUAUUCAACAUUGAUUUUAAAAUAAAUGAGAAUCAUGCUAACUAUGUGCAUUAGACAGAGACUUUAAAAGCCUUCCCUUAGAAAGCCUCCAUUUGAUUCCAUUCCAGUCCCGAAGCAAAGUUUCAAUCUUCACCAAUGAUACAACCGUAGAUAUAACACAUAUUAAAGAUUCUCAUUAAAAAGCUUCCUUCUUUGUUUUUCUUUCUUCUUCUUCUAUUCAUGGCUCUUCAAGCUCAUCACCAUCCUUCUACUAUGUUCUUCCUCAACAGAAACGGCCAAGAAGGGACUGAUUUUUCACCGGACCUGCAAAAGUCUCAGUUGCCUUCCAUCACCGCCGGGGUUGAUAAAAGAAAGCGAGCCAGAGAAGAUUAUUCGGUGAUUGAUUUAGAAACCACGGCGGCUCCGAUGAACCCUCCGCCGUGUACACCGCCGCAGUUUAUCAGCCGUCGACAAACUCCUAAUGUAGUAUCCACCGGUCUCCGUUUGUCUCAGGGACAAUCACAGAGUAUGGAACAACGGUCAUCAUCUUCGCCGAUGAUAGACGGAAAUUUCGCCGGAGAAAUCAAUCGGCAAGCGGAUGAAUUAGAUAGAUUUCUUCAAACCCAGGGAGAGCAAUUGAGGUGCAUGUUAGCGGACAGCAGGGAGAGACACUAUCGUGAGCUUCUGAGAACGAGGGAAGAAUCUGUUAGGCGGAGGUUAGGAGAGAAAGAAGCGGAAAUCGAGAAAGCCACGCGUCGUCACGCGGAGCUUGAAGCACGUGCUGCACAGAUCGAGAAGGAAGCACGUGCUUGGCAGGUGAGAGCAGCGGCGAAAGAAGCCGAAGCGAUGUCGUUACAAGCUCGAUUGCAGCAAGUUGUUGCUCACGGCGGUGGAGUUACGGCGGCGGAACCAAAAUUAAAAAGCGUAGACGGUGUGGAUGAAGCUGGAGACGCUGAGUCUGUUUACGUUGAUCCUGAUCGAUUCGAAUUGAAUGGACCGAGUUGCAGGAUUUGUCGGCGGAGAGCGGCGACGGUGUUGGCUCUGCCGUGUCGCCAUUUGGUCCUGUGUAAAGGAUGCGACGGCUCUGUGCGAGUUUGUCCGCUUUGUCUUAGCUUGAAGAAUUCAAGCGUGGAGGUUUUCUUCUUCUGAUGGGUUUUUUAUUUAACGGGCCUACCAAACUUGACGAUGGCCUUUUAUUAAUUAAAAACAAAAUCUUUAUAUAUAAUUAAAUUCAUCAUUUUGUGAUAAUAUAACCGAGUUAGUUUUUCUUCAUACCUCAAGGUCAAUAAAGGUGAGAGGUUAACAUGUAUAUACUACAUAGCCAUAUGCAGUGGUCUUCUUUUCUUCUUUAUAAUUCAUUUUUGGGAAUUUUUUUGUUUUUUUUUUGACAUUUCCAUAGGAAAUCUCUAGAUGCUAUUUUUUCUCCUAUAAUUUACACUAAAAUAAAGUAAUUCUAUUAUAGUUAGAAAUUUGCUCCAAUAUGUUACCCACUCUAUUAAAGAAUGAAAUAUAAGAAAAUAUUAUAUUUUAUUCUAUAUUUAGAAUAAGAAAGUGACAAUCCUCCAGGACUAUUAGGCUACUUCAGUUUUGUUAUAAUACAUUCAUAUUAUAAAAUAUAUAUGAUUUUAGUUCUUUUUAAGAUAAAAAUAAAUAAGUAAAAUAUAAUAAUUCAGGUUUGAAAUUGUAUAUCCAUAUCAAUACAUAACUGGUUAGAAUCAACACAGAUUCAAACAGACACAAAUUCAAAUCGAAAACACUACCAAAAUUUUUUAUGAAUAUAAUUUUUCUAUGUAUUUCCUUUGUUUCUAAAUGUAGGAUGUUUCAAAAAAAUUUGAUGUUCCAAUAUACUCCAUUCGUUUCAUUUUAAUUGUCGUAGGUUUAUGCACACAUAUUAAGAAAACAUAUGAUUUUGUAUAUUUCCUAAAAAAAACACAAUUACAUAUACAUGAACCGUUUUUCAACCAAUAAAAAAUAAAGUGGAGAAUUUUAGUAAUAAAUUUUGCAUUGAAACUCUAAAACGACACUUAUCUUGAAACGAAUUUUUUUCCUACAACGGCAAUUAAAUCGAAACAGAUGGAGUAUAAGAUGUUCUCAACUUUCUAAGUAACUUUUACUUUAUUAAAAACCGUGUAACUAAUCAUAUUUAAUAAUUUAUUUUUCAAUUAGUUGAAUACAAUUAUUUUAUAGUUUUAGUGAUAUUUUUUAAAUAAAAUAUCAUUUUUUUAAUAUAAGUGUGUGCACUAUAAGCGUCUUCUUCACUCGACCACCAAAUCUCUUUCGAUUUUUCAUCGAUUCGCCCAAUCUAGCUAAAGAUGUCUAGAAUACCAGCAACUGCAUAUGUUGGCGCGACACCACCACCAUCAUCAUAUCUUCUUGGAGCUCUUUUCCGGGUACGUACUUUUCAAACUUCCAACAAUUAUAGAAUCUUCAACUUUUGCGAUGUUUUUUGCUUUUCCCUUCAAAUAUUUCAUGGCUCGCUCACACUGAUACAUACAUCUGUAAUGUACAGGUCCACGAAGCAAUGCCUCAUAUGUGGACAGUUAGAUGCUCCAUGACGUCAAAAAUUCCGUAGGAAAUAUCUUUUCCAAGUUGCACAAUAAGAUGGGAAUGUUCUCGUGAAGUUGUUCCACGACUUCUUCUUUAAGAGUGUUUGUGCUUAGAUCUCUGAAAAAUACUCUAAUGUCUUGUACAUAAAUUCCAAAAACAAUUAAACACAUUAGUAGUCAUAUAUUAUUGCAAACUAAACCAUUAAAAAAUUAAUGCGUUAUAAUAUACUACCUGCAAGUGCUUCAUAUACGUUUGUUGGAAGUAGCUCCGCAAAUGCAAAAGGAAGUAGUCGUUGCAUAAAGACAUGAGAAUCAUGACUCUUCAUCCCGGAGAACUUUUGACCCUUUUCAACACAUCUGAAGAGAUUUGAAACAUACCCAUCGGGGUUCUGAUGCCACCCAGUUGAACAACACCGACUUUUUUUCUUAAGAUAAUAUGGAUAUCGGAAUGGAAACUUGUCCAUUGCUUUUUAUAUGUAAUUCACUUCUUGAGCAAAUAUCCGGCAAGUCCAACCUCGAUUUUAUGUUGUCUUUUGUCUUUCCUAAGACAUUUAAUAUCGUUUUCAUGAUGUUCUCACAUAAAUUUUUCUCUAUAUGCAUCACAUUGAGGUUGUGGCGCAGAAGAAGAUCCUUCCAAUAUGGUAACUCCCAAAAUAUACUCUUCUUGUGCCAGUUGUGCCGAACACCGUAAAAAUCAGGCAUAUUACCGGGGACAUGCCAAUUACCACCACAACGAACUGUUUCGUUAGCUCCGUAGUAAUCGAUUUGCGUUUCAAUUUGUUCUCCAGUUAAAUAUGGAGGAGGAGUGUCUCUCACAACCCUUUUGUGCCUAAACAAUUUUUUUUUCUUCCGUACGGAUGGCCAAUGGGAAGAAAUCGACGGUGACAAUCGAACCAACUUGUCUUCCUACCAUUCCUCAGUUGAAACGCAUAUGUCGUUCCAUUACAAUAUGGACAAGCUAAUCUCUCAUGUGUAGUCCAUCCAGAAAAUAUCACAUAGGCAGGAAAGUCACUUAUGAUCCACAAAAGCAUCGCUCGCAUCGUAAAAUUUGUCUUAGUUCAGCAGUCAUAUAUCCUCACCCCUAUUGACCACAAAUCCUUCAACUCUUUUAUCAGUGGUUGUAGGAAAACAUCCAGAGACUUUUUUGGAUGGUUCAGACCAUGUAUUUAUAUGGUCAAGAAUAGCAACUCCCGUUGCAUGCACAUCUCCGCUGGCAGGUUGGAUGGCGUAAGAAAGAUUGGCCACAAUGAAUAUUGUCUCCCUGACAUUCCGAAUGAACUAAAUUCAUAUGUGCAUAAUCCGAGAUACACAUUUCGGCUAUUGCUAGCAAAUUUUGGAUGUACUUUGUAGAUGCCACAUCCUUUGGUACGGUACCCUAUUACGUUAUCGUCCUUGCGGCUUGAACCGUGGCUUUUUACAGAAUCGACAUUCUUCUAACUUCUCAUCAUCUCCCCAGUAGAUCAAAAAAUUGUCGAUGCAAACUUUUAUCAUCUCCGAAGGCAACCCAAGACUAUAAACUAGUUUCUGAAUCUCUUAAUAAGAAUCAGCAGAAACAUUGUCUUCUGGCAAAUACUCUUUAAACAAGUCUGCCCAUUCAUUCAUGCAACUUUCAGGUAGAUGGUGAUAAGUUUUAAUAUUCAUCAUUCUAGCAGCCAACGACAAUUUAGAGAUACCUUCUCUACAACCACUAUAAAGUGGCUGAUUCGCAGCAUCUAACAUUUUGUAAAAAAAAUUUGCAUCUAUGUUAGGUUCUUCAUCUUCAUCAUGAGUUACGAAUGCAUCAGCUACCAUAUCAUGAACCCUAUCAUAAUCUACCAUCUGCUCCUCCUGAUGGUAAUUAUGUUCAUUACGCAAAUGAUGAUCAACCGGUUCUUCCUGAAAAUUGAUAUUACUAGCUUCAUUCUAAUAAUUAUAACCUUUUCCAUGUUGAAACCAUAUAUAGUAAUUUGGCGUAAAACAUCUAUUUAUUAAAUGCUUCCAAACAUUUUUACGAUUUGCCAAUUUCGAAUUGUUGCAUUUCCAACAAGGACAGAACAUCUUACCGCUUUCUUGGACGAGUGGUGUGGAAUCUGAUUGAUGCAUAAAUGUCUCCAGCCCUUCGAGGUAUUUUUUCGUCACUCUCCCGUUAGCAUCUCUGUGUAUAUACAUCCACCUCCGCAACUCGAAAAUAUUUCCGGAGACCAACAUUUUUUUUCUUUCAAGUUUUUGUUUUUUUUUUGUUGUUGAUGUGUUUAAAAUAAUGUUCAAACGUCCAUAUUUAUAGGAAAUUUUCGAAUCUGGUAGUUGAAAUUUUACUAUGAAUUUACGAUGAAAUUUAGUUAGGUAGUCGAAACAAAAAACGUGUUACAACUACAAAGUUGGUGGACUCGAAAUUUACUCGUUAAGUAAACGUAAAAUAUUUUCUCGUAAAAAAGACACUACUGUUACGUCGAGUUUACGAGGAAACAUUUUUUCUCGUAAAACGACGUUAUAUUAUGUGGUUUUUACGAGGAAAUCGUUUCCUCGUCAUUUUACGACGAACUAACGUUAAUUAUAAAUUUUCUUGUAAGAUUCUCGUAAAGUCGACGUAAAUUUACGAAGAUUAGUUUUCUUCAUUAAUUAUCGUCGCUAUAGUUGUGUUUUUUUGUACUAUAUUUUUUUUUUUCUAAACAUCUUAUAUCUAGGAACGGAGGGAGUAUGGCUUACUGGAAAUUGAAAUCGAAUAGAUCUUAUCCAGAUCCAGUACGAAUAUCUAAAUCUCAUCCCUAUGUAGAAGAGAUGGAUACAAACGUCUACAAAGAUUAAAAAUGUCAAUAAUCGAAAGACUCGACUUUUUAAAAAAUUGAUACACAAAGACUUUAACAAACAAAGGGAUUUGUUCACAUUUGAAAAUGGUAAAACAAAGGGGUCAUUAAGUCGGUAAACAUGAGACUGCUUUUGUCUUAAAUCAAAGAAAGUGGAAGACCAACUCAUACCUGCAUAAAUAACAUAAAAUGAUAAUUAUAUAAUUAUAUAGUACUUUCCAUGUCUCUACCUAAUAACUUAAAGUUAAACUAGUUAUGCGUAUAACUUAAAUAUUAAUAUUAUUAUUAAAAAAAACCUUAAAAUUAUGUUUUACAAUAAAGUUAUACCUAUAUACAGUUAUGGCUAAUCGUAAAUCCCUUGAAAUAAUUUAUCUAGUUAUAAAUAUUGCUUACUUAUGCCUAAUCGUACAUCCCUUGAAAUAAUUUUAGUUAUAAAUAUUGCUUACGAAUGGAUUCGUUUAAUGCUUGUUAGAUGUGUUGGUCAAUUCAUUCAAACUUUUGUUAAUGGUAAUAGAGGUUUUAUGAUUUUGAUUUCUAUGACUACGUCUACUAAGACUUCUGUUAGUGUGGAUGAGUCAGAGAUAUAUAGCAGUAAGUAAAUGACACAUAGAGUUUGUUAACGAAGUUUGUUUCUUAUUCUCCGAGACUUUGUCCGGUAUUCAAAUUUACUAGAAUGAGAAAGCAAAUUACAACCAAUUCGCAAACACGUAAUACAAGCAUAACCCUCUUGAAUCAUCGUUCUUUUCUAUAACAUGAACUCUCCAAGGUUAACCAACCUUGAGCUAAACUCCUCUUUAAGUUUCGACCUCCAAGUUUCUGAAGGUACGUCAUCAAGUACUUCACCUAAGUAUGUCACCGAGUACGUCAGAACUUAACGCACACCAAGGAUACCAACGAGCACGCCAACACCAACGUACAUGUUGAUCACCACACCACAACGGACAACUCCGCUACACGUAACGCCAGCACCAACGUCACAACACCAAGUACAACGGAACACUCCGUUAGACACUACGUCACACUCCGUCAGACACUCAACAAGAACACAAUGAAACUUAACAAUGAAAAUCUCUCUCACUUUAAUCUCUGGUGUUUUAUUCUCAUAAAGGCACGCCCCUCCUUAUAUAUAAACCGUAGACUUGCUCUCCAAUUUCAUUAGAUGCACUUUAAUAAACUUUUAUUCCCAUCUAAAGAAACUUUCUAUUCCUCUCCAAGUAACACUUCUUCUCCCAGCAAAGCCUCUUUGCUUAAUGGAAAAUGUCAUUUGUUUUCAACAAGAUAUUCUCUUUCCUUUUCCAAUCUCCACUUACACACGUAAUCACCUUACACAAUCUUCUUGUAAGCAACUUCUCCACUCGACCUCCUGCCGUACACACCUUUUGAUGUACAUCACGAACUACAUCAGAACCUCUCUGGAAAUAUCAUCUACAGCUUCAAGGUGGGUUCUUUAAAAUGUCUGAGUCUGAAUUCGGCCAUGUUCGCAGAUUGACGAAGGAAUAAGAAGACCAAAAGCGUUGGUUUUAUUUUUAUUUUUAUAGAGUAUGUUUUUCUUAAAUCGGGCCUGGUUUAUUUUUGAAUUUGGCUUAGUUUUGGUUUAUUACUAAAAUUUUGAUAGUUGUGGUUCAUUAUUAAAACUUUUAAACCGAAUAAUUUAAUUUUGUGGAGUUAGAGAUUUCGAAUUUUUAAUCUAUAGAGAGAUAAAUGUUAAGCUUAAAUUUUCAUGGGGAACUAGGUUUCGAACUUGUAUUUCGAAAAUAUUUAGAAUAGAGUUAUAGUUUAGGAGACAUAUGGUGCUAUACGAUACUUUUCGAGGAAAUAGCUCGUCUUCCCUGUAAUUCUUUAUCAUAAUUUUGUACCUAUAAACCGUAUUUUUUUCAAUAAUGACAACGUGGAACAUAAUUGGCACAAAACAAAAGACCA
Molecule: messenger RNA, 10231 nt
Organism: Brassica rapa (field mustard)
Lineage: Eukaryota; Viridiplantae; Streptophyta; Magnoliopsida; Brassicales; Brassicaceae
Product: BOI-related E3 ubiquitin-protein ligase 1
Molecular function (GO): ubiquitin-protein transferase activity
Source: RefSeq, a predicted model, not a curated record